AUGUCGAUUAUGUCUCAUUUAUUAUCAAUUAGAACAUCGACUUAUAUCACAAGAAAUAUUUUUCGAUUAACACAAAAUCGUUUAUUAUCAUCAACAUUACCAUCAUCUAGUAAAACAGAAACACCAGCUAAUAUUCUACCAAAUCAAAUACCAUCAUCCGAAAAGAAGAAAACAAAAUAUAAUAUUUCAUGGAAAACUGUAUCUGUAACUAUCUUCGGUGCUGCAUCAUUAAUUGGUUUCAUUUAUUAUCUUGAUCAAAAUAAAGCAAAAAAACGUAAAGUACUUCAACGUGCAGCAGUAGGUAAAAUGGCUAUUGGUGGUCCAUUUUCGUUGAUAACACAUGAAAAAAAACCAGUUACCGAUAAAGAUUUUCAUGGUCAAUGGAUAUUAAUUUAUUUCGGUUUUACUCAUUGUCCUGAUAUAUGUCCAGAAGAAUUAGAAAAAUUAGCUGAAGUAACUGAACUUCUUCAUAAACAAAAAAAUAAACAAAAUUAUCCAUUUCAACCACUUUUUGUUUCCGUUGAUCCUGAACGUGAUACACCUGAAUUAGUAUCAAAAUAUAUUAAAGAUUAUUCACCCCAUUUUAUUGGUUUAACUGGAACACGUGAUCAAGUUGCUGAUAUGUGUAAACAUUAUCGUGUUUAUUUUAGUCAAGGACCAAAAGUAGGUGAUGAUUAUAUUGUUGAUCAUGCUAUUGUGAUGUAUUUAAUCAAUCCAAAUGGAGAAUUUGUUGAUUAUUAUGGAAGAAAUAAGAAUGCAAAAGAAGUAGCAUAUGCUAUUGAACAACAUAUGAAUGCUUUUAAAGAAUCAAAUAAAUAG
Messenger RNA from Adineta steineri, 819 nucleotides. The record is from the annotation of a GenBank genome assembly. Lineage: Eukaryota; Metazoa; Rotifera; Eurotatoria; Adinetida; Adinetidae.